AUGGGAUCUGCCCCUAAAUCUGCCAUAUUCACCAGCAAAAACUUUUAUGGAUCAUCUCGUCAACCGUUCAUCGGAAAAUGGCUAGAGAAUAGAAGUUACGUCGAUUUGGAUGAAUUGAUGGCCGAUGUCAAAGCGUGGAUCGCCCGUAAGGAUCAAAACUUCUUCGCUUUCGGGAUCCGACUAACUAAUCAAUUUGAAGCAGUGCUUGACGUAGAUGGUGAACAAUUUCCGGAGUAA
Messenger RNA from Haemonchus placei, 237 nucleotides. The record is from the annotation of a GenBank genome assembly. Lineage: Eukaryota; Metazoa; Nematoda; Chromadorea; Rhabditida; Trichostrongylidae.